Molecule: messenger RNA, 1213 nt
Organism: Zymoseptoria tritici IPO323
Lineage: Eukaryota; Fungi; Ascomycota; Dothideomycetes; Mycosphaerellales; Mycosphaerellaceae
Product: proteasome regulatory particle subunit
Exons: 3
Coding region: 119-1213 (364 amino acids)
Biological process (GO): positive regulation of RNA polymerase II transcription preinitiation complex assembly
Cellular component (GO): cytosolic proteasome complex; proteasome regulatory particle, base subcomplex
Molecular function (GO): ATP hydrolysis activity; ATP binding; proteasome-activating activity
Source: RefSeq, a predicted model, not a curated record
AUCUUCCUCAUCACCACGAUCUUCAUCCGUACAACGCACGACUACAUUCGACCGCCGCAAUACAUCUCAACGAGCACCGCAAUCCACACAAAUCCAUCACACACCUCUCUCUCCCACGAUGAGUGAUCCGGAGCGAGAUCACGCGCUGGAGGAGUACAAGACAAAGCUGUUGGAUUCACGAGAAUGGGAGGCAAAGCUCAAGGCAUUACGAUUAGAGAUCAAGGACCUACAACAUGCUUUUGACGUAUCAGAGGACAACAUCAAGGCGCUGCAAAGCGUUGGACAAAUCAUCGGAGAGGUGCUGAAACAGCUGGAUGAAGAGCGAUUCAUCGUCAAAGCCUCAUCAGGCCCGCGAUAUGUCGUCGGAUGCAGAUCAAAGGUUGACAAGGCAAAGUUGAAGCAGGGUACGCGUGUCGCCUUGGACAUGACCACACUUACAAUCAUGCGAAUGCUACCUCGUGAGGUCGACCCGCUCGUCUACAACAUGUCGCUGGAGGAUCCCGGACAGGUAUCAUUCGGAGGUAUCGGUGGUCUCAACGACCAAAUCAGAGAGUUGCGAGAAGUCAUCGAAUUGCCGCUCAAGAACCCAGAGCUCUUCCUAAGAGUAGGCAUCAAGCCGCCAAAGGGUGUGCUACUAUACGGACCGCCUGGCACAGGAAAGACACUCCUCGCACGUGCCGUCGCCAGCUCGCUCGAAACCAACUUCCUCAAAGAACACGAACCCUGCAUCAUCUUCAUGGACGAAAUCGACGCCAUCGGUGGCCGCCGCUUCUCCGAAGGAACUUCCGCCGAUCGUGAAAUCCAGCGCACGUUGAUGGAACUCCUCAACCAACUCGACGGUUUCGACUAUCUCGGAAAGACCAAAAUCAUCAUGGCCACCAACCGUCCCGACACACUCGAUCCUGCUCUCCUGCGCGCUGGACGACUCGAUCGCAAAAUUGAGAUUCCGCUCCCGAAUGAGGCGGGACGAUUGGAGGUGUUGAAGAUUCAUGCGGCGGGUGUACAGAAGGAUGGCGAGAUUGAUUUCGAGUCUGUGGUCAAGAUGAGUGAUGGGCUGAACGGUGCGGAUUUGAGGAACGUGGUCACUGAGGCGGGACUGUUUGCGAUCAAGGACUAUCGGGAGAGCGUCAGCCAGGACGACUUCAAUAAGGCGGUGAGGAAGGUGGCGGAGAGCAAGAAACUCGAGGGGAAAUUGGAGUAUACCAAAUUGUGA